AUGUCAUUGUAUUAUUCGCUGGUGUUUGGUGUGCUCGUGUUCGAAGUCGUCAUCUUUAGCAUCUUGGCUUUGCCUAUCCCCACUCGUCUGCGCAAACCAUUGACGUUGGUUCUACUCAGACCGUUCCAAAAUGAUAUCAUUCAGAUCACAAUUAAAUGUGUCCUAGGUUUCAUCCUACUGCUCUUUCUCGAUACUAUCAAUAAAGUUUACAACAUCGACCGCGAAUUGCAAGCCGCGUCGUCUGCUAAUACCAAAGGCGGUGGCGUUUACUCGCAGGAUCGCAUCGAAGUUCUAUCGCGCAAGUUCUUUGCCCAGAGGAAUAUGUAUCUCACUGGUAUGACUUUGUUCCUCACUUUCACAGUGGCACGGACCUUUGGUCUUGUUCAGGAGCUACUUCAGCUCAAGGACAAGUACCGUAAGGAGUCUCCAAAAUUUGAUACCAAGCAGGACGAAGCGGUCAACGCGAAGCGGAAGGAUGAGUUGGAACAAGAGAUCAAGGAGAAGGAUCUGGAGAUAGCUCGCUUGAAGGAGAAGGCUGAAGCUUUGCAGAAGGAAAUGUAG
Torulaspora delbrueckii is the source of this 561-nucleotide messenger RNA. It is a transcript of the gene YET3, whose product is annotated as Yet3p. The record is from RefSeq and is a predicted model, not a curated record. The transcript has a single exon. NCBI's taxonomy places the organism in Eukaryota, Fungi, Ascomycota, Saccharomycetes, Saccharomycetales, Saccharomycetaceae. Gene Ontology annotation, cellular component: endoplasmic reticulum membrane; endoplasmic reticulum. The coding region runs from base 1 to 561 and encodes 186 amino acids. Gene Ontology annotation, biological process: intracellular protein transport; endoplasmic reticulum to Golgi vesicle-mediated transport.